This is a messenger RNA of Prorocentrum cordatum, 4557 nucleotides long. The record is from the annotation of a GenBank genome assembly. NCBI's taxonomy places the organism in Eukaryota, Dinophyceae, Prorocentrales, Prorocentraceae.
AUGCCUCUGUCCUCCGUGGCUGGUGGCCUCGCCCGCGUCGGCGCCUGGAUUGUCUCCGACAAGGCUUGGGGCCUCGUGGAGAGCACCCUCGGCAACGCGACCGAGUGCGCGGUCGCGUACGGGCUCGUCGGCUCGCUGAAGUGGGGAGCGGCCCUGCUCUCCAUCGCGUCCUUCUUCCUCGGCGUCUUCGUCGGACGGCAGCGGUUCGAUAUCCAGUGGCGCGGCGGCGAGAGCAUGCAGGCCCGCAUCGCGAUCGCGCCGUGCACGCCGACCGACUAUCAGGAAGUGACGAGUCUGGAUCCGAGCGAGAAGGCCGAGGAGGACGGGAGGUUGUGGUAUAUGGCGACGCCCGACGGAGACGUCUACCCGCACGAGCUGACGGCCCAGGCAUUGCGUAUCAUCGUGCCGUACGAUAUGAGGGAUCGGAGGCAGCUGGUCAACCGAGAGGGGGCCAACCCCGCGGGCGUCGGCACGUACGGCAGGGACUGGGUGAUGAGCCCCGCGGCCUUCGCGCUCCAGCUGCGCUUCGUGUUGGGGCAGUCGCUCGACGAGGUGCUGGAGACGGCGGCGGCGGCGGGUGGAGCCCCCGAGGAGCCCGAGGCGGAGGCGAGGCCAGCGGCGGCGAGAGCGCCUUCAGGAUCGGCCUUGGCCUCGGCGGAGAUUCCGACUGAGUGGGGCUCUGGCCGCGGGCGCCUCCCAGACCCUUCGCCGUCGCGUUGGCGAUGCAUCGCCUCGAGCGACGGCGGGGGGAAGGGCUUGCUGCCCGACGAGGACCUGGACGCCUUCGUGAUCGCGGCGGGGUUCGGCAUGGCGAUGAAGGGGGGCCGCACGAUGCUGGUGUGGGCUCUUCCUCCCGACGGCGGGGACGAGCUCGACGCGCGCGUCCUCGCGCUGCGGGCCAACGCCACGGAGCGCUUCCUCGGGAUGCGUGAGGCCGUGGCGGAGCUCACCGAGACGCAGUGGGAGUUCUUCCCGAUCAACGGGCCCCGCACCGUGAAGUGGGUGUGCGAGUUCGUGCGCGAGAAUGACGUCACCUUCAGGUCUCGGCACGCCAAGUUCAAAGCCGAGACGGGGCUGUCGUCGUCGGACCAGGACGUCUCCGUCCACGAGCUCUGCUGCCGCAUCAUGCAUCUGCUGCUGACCUACGACCAGCUCAAUGCGCGCCUCUCAGGGAUGCAGAGCACCGUUGAUCGCCAGAAGUCGGAGAUCGAGAAGCUGAAGAAGCAGCUGGCGGCUGCACCCAGGGCGCAGCUGGCCGUCGAGCUGUGGACCUGCGAGGUCGUCGCGGCGCUCAAUUUUCUCAACGGGCGCCUGGGCGGCGACGGGUUCGACAAGUUAUCGGCGGCGCAGCUCACUGGCAUCGAGUCGCUCUACGACCACCUGCUGGAGUUCGGGCCUCCCGAUGUCAGUCCCACGGCGGCUUGCACUGAGCUGCGUGGUUGUUCUCCUGGGUACGACAUGUCCCCAGCGAAGGCGGUUCUGUUCACCGAAGGGAGCGUGGCGGUGCCUUCGGACUCCAGGAAGUGCGAGCCCGCCUACCUGUUGUCGGAGUCCGUGCGCGACUUGUGGCAGGACUGGGAGAAGCAUCUCUUGCGCCCUCGUAAGGAGUGGCUUGCUAAUGUACCACCUCACUUCGACGCCAGGUUGAAGAGCUCGCCGAAGCUCUACGCCAGCUUUUUGCACGACUUGUUCAAUGCGGGCAUGAUCGAAUUCACCAGCGAGCGCAAGCACACGCUCGCGCCGUUCUUCGUCGCCAAGCGGGACGGGAGCGGCCAGCAGCGGAUGGUUCUGGACACCCGGCGUGUCAAUCGUAUGUUUUAUGACCCCGACGUCGCCGAGCUGCCGACGGCAGGCAGCUGGCAGAGCCUGCGGCUCGGGGCCGACAGCAGCCUCUUCCUCGGUCAGUGCGACAUCGAGGCAGCCUUCUAUCGGUUCCUUGCGCCGCCUGGUCUGAGCGAGCUGAUGAUUCUUCCGAGUAUCGAUCGCGGUGCUCUCGCCAAUGUGCUGCCGAGUGGCACUCUCGACGGCAUCGUCGGUCGCAGGUGUUCGCCUUGUCUGAAGGUGCUGCCCAUGGGCUGGAACUGGAGCCUGUUCUUCUGCCAGCACGCCGUCGAGGGUAUGCUGAGGACCGUCGGCAUCGGCGAUCACAGACUCGUCCACGAGAGGAAGGUGAUUCCCGACCUCGAGGGCGAGACCGUCGCCGCCGCCUACGUCGACGGAGUCGCCGUGAUCGGUUCCAAGUACGACGCGGUCGUCUCGCAGCUGGAGACGGUGCACGGCGCGUUCAACGCGGCGGGCCUCCAGUGCAAGGAGAUGGAGCCGCCGAGCGAUCACCAGAAGUUCACAGGUCUGAUCUUCGAUAGAGAGUCUGGGAGGAUAUCGCUGGGGCGGUCGCGGAUGUGGAAGAUCCGCCAGGCGUUGCUGUGCCAGGCGUCCCAGCGCUACGCCACGGGAAAGGAGCUGGCCAGCCUGGUCGGGCACUUCAACUGGGCGGCCCUUCUUCGCCGACCACUCCUGUGCAUCUUCCAGUCGACGUAUCGGUUCAUCAAGAAGGCGGGUGACAGCCGCUGGAGGAUAUGGCCCGAGGUGAUUCGUGAGCUGCGAGUCGCCGCCGCUCUCGUGCCCUUCGCCUACUACGACGCGAAGCGGCCCGUGGACUCGACGGUCUACUCCACCGACGCUAGCACGGGCGACCUCGACCCUGCGGGCAGCUUGCACGGCGGCUACGGGGUCACCAAGCGGGAGCUCAGCCAGCAGCUGGUGUUGGAGACAGCUCGGGUUCGCGAGCGGUGGCGCUACCACGUGGAGGGAGCCCUGCACGCUCGGGAGUUCGCCUUCGCCGCCCGCGACACCUCGGGGGCUCCGUCCGACGGGAUGUCUUUCGCCACUGUGGACUCGGACGUCGUCUUCCCGAUGGAGACCUGGAGGAACGUGACCUUCGGCCGCUGGUGCCGCGAGGAGAACAUCCUGAGGCUCGAGGGGCGUGCCCUCGCGCUCGGCGUGCGCCACAAGAUGCGGGCCUUGCGGUCUCGGGGUCAUCUUCACCUCAUGCUUAAUGAUAACCUUUCUUUGGUACUGGGAGUGGAAAAAGGUCGUUCCGCAUCCCCUCUGAUCAACCAGACCUGCAGAGAGUUGUGCAGCUACAGCAUUAUUCACGAUAUGUCCGUAGCCGUGAGAUGGCUACCUUCAGAGUGGAACACUUCAGACAAAGGCUCACGCACCGUGACGGGCCAGCCGACUCCCUUUGCAGCCGACCCGCGGAAUGUUGGCACGGCCUGGGCUAGCCUCGCUCGGGCGGCCGCUGACGAGAAGGCGGGGAAGACCAAGACGCCCCGUCCGAGCGUGAAGCCUGGAGCUCUGCCUCCAGCUCGGUCGAAGGCGGCGGGUCGCGUCGAGUUGGCACGCCAGAAGGCCAAUCGGGCGAAGCUCAGAGCCGCGAAGUUCGGCGGAGCCAACUGCGACCCUCGGCAUGGGCUGACCUUCUUGCAGAGGCACAAGGUGCGGGAGGCCACCAUCCGCAGCUUCGACAACCACGUGACCAGCUUCCUGGCCUGGGCCGCCGUGCCGUCGCUGGACGACAUCACGGCGGACCGCCUGGACGCCCUCCUGGCGGCCUACUUGGACAAGCUGUUCUGGGACGGGGAGCUGGCGGAGACGGGCUCGCGGCUGCUGGCGCCCGUGCAAUACAGGCUGCCGCGCGUGCCGCGGCCGAAGCACGGCGGCCUUCCGCUGGCGCGGGCCGCGCUCUCUGGCUUUCGAGUGCACUCGAGGAGCACUCCGAUGACGCCCGUCGGGAAGCCGAUCGUGUGGGCGAUGAUCGGGAUCGCCGCGCUCGAGGGGGACUUCGAGUGGGCGGGGGCGGUCGCGCUCGCGUGGGACGCGAUGAUCCGCCUCCCGAGCGACCUCGUCGGCAUGACGGUCGACACGCUGGUGGGCCCAGGCCGCGGCGCGGAGCCCCGCUGGGCGCUGUUGCUGUACCCGAUCGAGGGAUCGGCCUGCAGCAAGUCGCUCGCGCAGGACGAGGGCGUGCUGCUGCGGAGCGCGGCCUGGCGUGGCGGCGGCGGGAGCUUCCUGAAGCUGCUCCGCGCGGCGCGGCCCGCUGGGUCGCCCCUGUGGUCGUUCAGCGCAGCGACCUUCGGCGCCGAGUUCCGACGUCGGCUGUCGCUGGUCCCGGGCGCGCCCGACAUGAUCCCGCACCAGCUGCGGCACUCCGCGGCGUCGCACUUCACGGCGGUGGAGGGCAUGCCUCUGGCCGAGCUGCAAGCGCGUCUACGCCACACGAGCGCGCAGAGCACGGCUCGGUACUCGCGGCACGUGCGCUACCUCGCGGAGCUCGAGAAGGUCGACGUCGAGGUCUCGGAGUGGGCCCAGGAGGUCGAGGACGGAGGCGCUGGCGUCGGGCAGGCCUUGCAAGACCUUGCCCGCGCGUGCCGCGCUGCCGCUGGCCAGACCUUCCUCGAAGUCGGCUUCGGGACGGGCGAGAUCGCGCGGGCCGAGGACGCCCGCAUCUCGGGCUGCAGCGCGUGGAUAAACGGCUCCCUGCUGGCUACCGCCAUC